AAAGUUGUAAAUAGUAAAAAAAAACAGAAUUUACUUGCUACAGAUCUACUACUAAAGAAAAGGUGAGACUUUUCAGAGAAUUUUCACAAAAUAAGUACAAAAACUCAUUAAAGCAAGAAACCCAAUUAUAUCUUUUCCAACUACUUUUAUUGGUAGAUCUCCUCACACUAUCUUUUAUUUAAAACAAAAAAAAAAAACAGAGGAAACAAAAAAAAUUCAUUCUUUCAGAAAAAACCAUACAAAAAAAGAGAGGGUAAAAUCGUAAAAAAAAAAAAUGGUGCACCCAGUUGCAGAAGCAAACGAGUUGAGCCCAUUUGGCUCACUUUCAGCAACCGAGUUCUACACAAAGCACUCAGUGAGUCACUCGUCCGAGUACAUAACCAACUCACGAGGUAUGAAACUCUUCACUCAGUGUUGGGCCCCACUUUUAGGAGAGAGAAUUGGUGUAAUCUGCGUCGUUCAUGGCUAUACUGGUGAAACAAGUUGGACUGUCCAACUUACAUCAAUAUUUUUCGCAAAAGCAGGAUUUAUAGUGUGUGGUAUAGACCAUCAAGGACAUGGGUACUCUGACGCGCUUAAUGGGUACGUGGCACACAUUCCUGAUGUUAAUCCUGUGAUUGAUGAUUGUGUUGAGUAUUUUGAUGAGUUUCGUGAGAAACACGCGCCGGGGUUGAAGGGGUUUUUGUACUCGGAAUCGCUUGGCGGGGCGAUCGCGCUGCUUAUUACGUUGAAGAAGAAGAGCGUGGGGGAGGAAGGGAGGAGGGGGUUUGAUGGGGUGGUGUUGAAUGGGGCUAUGUGUGGGAUUAGUCCAAAGUUUAAGCCACCUUGGCCUUUGGAGUAUCUUCUUGGGUUUGCUGCAAUGGUGUUACCUACUUGGCGCGUGGUUCCUACUCGCGGUUCUAUACCUGAUGUGUCAUUUAAGGUGGAAUGGAAGCGCAAGCUAGCAAUCGCGAGCCCGAAGAGGUACAUGGGUAGGCCACGCGCUGCCACGGCACACGAGCUGAUGAGGAUAUGCAGGGAGGUUCAAGAGAGGUUUGAAGAAGUUGAUGUCCCAUUGUUCAUAGUUCACGGCAGGGACGACGUGGUUUGUGACCCUGCCUGCGUGGAGGAGCUCUACCAACGCGCUUCUAGCAAAGAUAAGACACUGAAAAUCUAUCCCGGAAUGUGGCAUCAGCUAGUGGGUGAGCCUGAGGAGAAUGUUGAGCUUGUGUUUGGUGAUAUUUUGGAUUGGCUCAAGGCCAAAGCUCUAGAUUGCAAGUAACUGAUUAUGACAUUAGAAGUCUUUGAUUAAUUAAAACGUUUAGAAUAGGGCAAAAUUGGUGUAUUGGUUUGCCUUAUUGGGUGUAUUUGAACUUUGAUUCUUCUUCUAUUUAAUAAAGUGGACUUCUAAUUA
Messenger RNA from Beta vulgaris subsp. vulgaris (sugar beet), 1393 nucleotides. RefSeq names its product caffeoylshikimate esterase. The record is from RefSeq and is a predicted model, not a curated record. Gene Ontology annotation, molecular function: lipase activity. The transcript has 2 exons. Lineage: Eukaryota; Viridiplantae; Streptophyta; Magnoliopsida; Caryophyllales; Amaranthaceae. Bases 275 to 1261 code for a protein of 328 amino acids. Gene Ontology annotation, cellular component: membrane.